UACAAGUAUGAACACACAAUGUGCAGGAGCCACCAUUGAGCCAGCAGUAAGAGAGUAUUAUGGAGCAAAUUUUCGCAUUCCCUGCCUUAUCCACCCACAGACGUGCUCUGUGACGUUGCUGAGUCAGACCACAGGCAGAGAGUAUAUAUAUCCACGUACUGGCACAUGCAGGCGCAGGUGCACAUGUGCACGUGCACAUCGCUAAUCUGCUGCGCGCACACCUGGCGCACACUCUGACAGCUCUUUUGAACUUCCUUACGUCAGUUUACUAUGCGAAAGCAAUUAAAUAAUAAUUGUGUAGAGUAUUGUAAAAUCCUAAACGGAAAUGUUAAUGUCUUCAUUCUACAGUGUGAAAUGGUUUGGUAUUGAUGCCCGUAUGAAAUAGUAUAUUGAGUGAUAUAUUAUACAAAACUCGUUACAUCCGAAUGAAAAAUUGAAAUGGCGCUUAAUGAACCGUUUAUUAAGGGCACCUGUGAAAAUAUGUGCCCAGAAAAAGAGAUAAAAUUUCGAGAAAAAGAGGGCCUCCUACAUCCAUUUGAAAUAAUGAGGAGCAGUGAAAAAACAGUACGUCUAAAAGCUGACCCAGCAAGAACCGUCAAGAAGUAUGCACGAAGUGCUGCUGGGCAAUCGAUGCCCAAACCAUCAGAUCUGAGGACUCCUCAAGCCCUUAAGAAAACUGUCAGCUAUUUGCUCAACGACAUAACUACCAUGGAAAGCUGUGAUUGGUGUACCGUCUAUGACUUUGUAUUUGACCGAUUGUGUGCAGUGAGACAGGAUGCUGUUAUUCAACAUUUGGAUGUUACACAUUCUAUUGAUAUUAUGAAGCCAGUCAAAUAUGAUCCUGCAAUUAAUUUCCAUCAUUUCACAGAAUGCUUGAGGAAAUUAUUGAACUUAUAUGAGCAAUUUGACUAUGAGAAUAUACCAACAGAAAGCAAUUAUUCAUGUGUCUGUGAGAGAGCACAGUUUGAGGCUCUGUAUCUUGUUACAUUCUUGGGAAAUGUAGAUGCUAUUAGUAGAGGAUUGAUGCUGAAAAAGGAAUUGAGGAGUCCUGUUGUGAAUUUAGCCCUACAAUUGAGUAUUGCCUAUUUUGGAGGAAACUACAUCAGAGUUUGUAGAAUAAUUAGAAACUUGCCGCCUUUGCUGCAAUGUAGUGUUGCUUUACGUUUACCUAAUAUCAGAAGAAAUGCAUUACUUACAAUGAGUAGUGCAUUUAGUGGCCGUAAUCUUCAAUAUCCUGCCUCUGCCCUUAAAACAGAACUACUAUUUGAGAAAGAAAAUCAAGUUAUAGAUGAAUGUUUAUACUACGGAAUAAAAGUACAAGAGAAAAAUAUUUUGUUUCAAAAAGGAGUGUUCAAGACUGAAACUGCUGUGAGGCCAUUGAAUCACCAACUCUUUGUUGAUGAAGCUUUGGAGAGCUGCCAUUUAUCUGAUCUUCUUCUUCAGUGUUCUCAUCACUGCUAACAACAAAAACAGUUUAGCUUCAGUGCUUUUGUGAAUGAAAAACAUAUUUUGCUUUGUAUUUUAAGAUGUUAUAUUUUAAAUAAAUGUGUUAUAAUAUUUAGACAUUUUAAACUUUGGUACCUUUUAUGUGAAUGCUUUGGACUAUUGAAAGUCGUGUACUCUGUAUUUCCUUCCUGUGUCAGAUCCAUUUUCUCUACAUUUAUCAGCAAGAAAACUGUUCUAAACUAAAAUUACACUACUUGUCUUGCUAGUUUUUCCUUUUAACCCUGAUGCAAUUUAGUAAAUCAAAAUUUUUCACAUCAUUGGCG
Messenger RNA from Gryllus bimaculatus (two-spotted cricket), 1769 nucleotides. Lineage: Eukaryota; Metazoa; Arthropoda; Insecta; Orthoptera; Gryllidae. The record is from the annotation of a GenBank genome assembly.